Pocillopora verrucosa is the source of this 1407-nucleotide messenger RNA. RefSeq names its product ficolin-2-like. NCBI's taxonomy places the organism in Eukaryota, Metazoa, Cnidaria, Anthozoa, Scleractinia, Pocilloporidae. The record is from RefSeq and is a predicted model, not a curated record.
GAAGACUAUAUAUGCAUCUCUGCAUAGCAUUUCAUUUACAGAGGAAUAAUGGUCGCCAUUUGAAUGCUCUACUUCGCAAGGUGUACACUUCGUCAUUUCAAGAAAGGAAUCAGCUUUGUAGAUAAAUCCAGGUCGCCGCUCAAAGUCAAAGAAAUUUCCACAUCAGUUCACGUGAAAAUCUCUCCAUGGAGAAUGAAUAUGUAUCUGUGGAUAUUUAAUCUCGUCUGUUCAGCUGUGUACGGCAUAAACCGUAUUUCAGAGCCAGAUUUGAAAGCUGUUAGCUUUGCCGAAAAGAUAGAAGGGCAAAAGCUGAACGGAAGCCUGAUGAAAGAAAUAGAUGUGGAUUCGGAAAGUUCCUGUCAGCUUGAAUGUGUGGUUGAAGAGCGAUGUCAGUCUUACAACUUUGGAACCCUAAAAGGCGACUCAGGGAAAUUCAGAUGCCAGCUAAUCGACUCUGAUCGAUUUGUUGGAUUUGCUAACUUUACCGAGGAGGAAAAUUUCAUUUACAGAGGAAUAAAAAGCACCUGCGAAGAUGACCCGUGCAAAGAAAACGAAAUAUGUGUCGCAAGCUACACAUCAAAAACUCACUACUGUAAGUGUAUCAGAGAUUGCCCCAAGAGCUGUCUUGACUAUUAUCAAAAUGGUUCCACAACUGACGGUGUGUACUGGGUUUACCCUGAUGAAGAAGAACCCUUUCAAGUGCUGUGUGACAUGACAACUGAUGGCGGAGGAUGGACCACCUUUCAAAGACGCAUGGAUGGCUCAGUAGACUUUUAUGUCGACUGGGAAUCAUACAAAAAAGGCUUUGGAAAUCUGAAAGGCGAGUUUUGGCUCGGAAACGAUUAUCUUCACCGUCUGACUGCAUCUGCCAGCAUGGUGUUUCGAAUUGAUAUGGAGGAUUACGAAGACGACCGACGAUUUGCCGAGUACACGACUUUCGUUGUGGCCGACGAAUGCGAUGAUUAUCGGGUGACAAUUGAUGGAUACCGAGGCACCGCAGGCGAUGCAUUGCUAUCUCUCAAUAGGCCUAUCAGAAACAUGAGAUUUACAACCAAAGACAAAGAUAACGACGUUCAAAACAAUAAAAACUGUGCGUUAGCCUAUAAAGGUGGCUGGUGGUACAACUACUGCCAUAACGCCAAUCCAAAUGGUUUGUAUAAAGGCGGAGGUAACGCACAAGGUAUUACGUGGGAGUCAUUUCGAGGACAAGAAUAUUCUUUAAAGCGCACCGAAAUCAAAAUUCGACCAGCAUGAUUUCAUUUGUGGUAGUUGCGUCUUUAAGCCAACGGCAAACUGUAGCUUCUAAUUAAGAAUUAAAUAUAUCCGUUUUGCGUAGAGUUACAAUUCUUAAUUUAUAAUAUACAAGUUCGGUUAAUGCGACAUUUUGUUGGCAGAUGGCGCGUUUAG